Cajanus cajan (pigeon pea) is the source of this 364-nucleotide messenger RNA. The record is from RefSeq and is a predicted model, not a curated record. NCBI's taxonomy places the organism in Eukaryota, Viridiplantae, Streptophyta, Magnoliopsida, Fabales, Fabaceae.
CUCUUUUUUUCUCCCAAAGAUGUGUGAUAAAGUCUAUGAGAUUUUAGAUAAGAAUACCAUUCAUGUGACUGGGAGCACACAGCAAGUCGAAGGACGUGAUGAUGAAUAUUUUCUGAGGGAAGUUAUAAGUCCAAUAUAUCAAGUUUUAAUGAAGGAAGCAAAGAGAAACAACAAAGGCAAGGCAAGUCAUUCUAAUUGGAGAAAUUAUGAUGAUCUUAAUGAAUACUUUUGGUCUAACAAAUGUUUUCACGAUCUAAGCUGGCCAUUGAAUCCCAAAGCAGACUUUUUUAGGCAUUCAGAUGAGACACAGACAGGACAUCCGGUCUGUAUCUAUUUUCCCACUUUUCCUUUUCAUUCUGUCUGA